AUGCCUGAUGAGAUUAGUUCGUCCUUAGACACCGAGGAAACGCCGCAAUGUAUGGGUUGCGGUCUUCCCAUCGAAGAAGGCAUCGCUUUCGGCGAAGGUAUAUGGCACGUCCAAUGUUUUCGGUGUGCCAAAUGUCGUAACCUGGUGGAACAUGACUCCAACCUGUUCUUGUUAUCCGACGGCAAUCCAAUAUGCGAGAAAUGCACGUACAAUUGCUGUGUUUGCAAAAAGCCUAUACUCGACGAGGCUAUCAUGACAGGAGAAGAGUCAUUUCACGUUGAAUGCUUUCGUUGCAGACAGUGUCGGUCGAAGAUCGAAGACUUGGUGUUUGCCAAAACAAAUCAGGCAUCUAUCUUCACUGAUAUCUGUUCAUUUCACCCAAAGAAAACAUUGGCAAGGCGAGCGAAAGAGAGAGAACAGGCAAGCCAUCAAACUCCGAUAUUGGAAAAAUCCCUGCCAUCGUUGCCUGCUGAAGCCGGACUAAGGCCAAACAUGCUCGAAAAUCCAAAUAACUUUGUCCAUCCGAAACGAUCAUUCGAACGUAACGCUACAGUCCCACUACCGUCCGACAUCCCGUCGGAGGUUACGGAUAAUGUACCGAAAGCCCAUACUCUUCCCGUAUCUUCGAACUCGGGAAUUAAUCGUCGCCACUCGCGGUUGUUCGAUCCAUCGGUAGUCGACAUGUUCAAACAAAAACCCACUUCUCCUACAUCCAAGUCGCCCGAACAAUUGAUCAAAUCCAACAACACUACACUCGAAAGAUUUGAUUCCUUGGGCGAUAAGGGUAAAGCUCGCGUCGAACCUUUGGAAUCUCCAAAGAAAACAAGCCUCUUCUCCAGGAGAAAUGAAUCGUCGGAUAGCUUAUCCAAGAUGACACCUAGGAAUCGGGAAAUUAUCGAAAACCAUUCGAGAAAUGCGUCGAUCACGAGUUCACGGAGUGAACCUUAUGAUGGCUCCGGGCGUACCUUUUCACUCACCAGUCAGCGUAGUGACAUAUCUGACCUUUGGUCAAGAAAGUUGCCCACUUCGAGUACACAUGAACGUGGCGAGGCGGACAACACGAACCGGAAACCGGGUUCCCUGUCGCGGAAAUUAAAGCCGUCGGCCAUUCAACAGAAUCAGCAAUCCUUGCCUCAUAUCGAGGAAUAUUCCAUAAACUUUCAAGUCACUCCACCGUUACCUAGCGAAAAUCCAUCUUUGCUCCACACACGUUCGAAUUCUCCUGCCACGCCACGUUCUAAUUCCCCAAUAAGUCCAAGAUUUCCAUCUUCUCCGGGCCACAAGGAUCAUCAUGGUAAUGGAGUAUCGAAUGUGGGCCCACCUGUGUUGCCUCCGUUGUCUUUUUUCAAUGAAGAAGAUGAUGACGACUUGAUUAGUUUGAUGUCUGAUGGAAAAUCGGAAACCAAUGACCAACAAAAAAAGCGUCAAACUUUGGUGGGCGAAUUGCCGAGUGACGAUAGUUCUAAAUUGCAGAGUGGUUCUGUGACGCCUGAUUUCAUUGAGAACUCGUCUAACAGUUCUCUGUCACCGGACAGAAAGAACAGUCAAUCAUCAUUAGCUUCUUUGUCCAGUCGGGAGAACGAGACGAUGGAACUCGAGGAUGUUCCGGUGGAAGAGCUGAGAAAGAUGUUGAUUGAAACGAGAAAGAAAUUGACCGAGGCGGAAAGCAAUUGCAGAAAGAUCAAGAGAGCCAGUCAGAAGACGCUUGAUGAAUUCAGUUUGAAGAAGGAAGAAUUUAAUAAUCAAGUUUCCUUACGCCAAAAGGCGGAGGUCACAAUUGAACAGUUGAAGGUACAAAUUGAACUUCAGAAUCAGAAGCUAGAGGCCGCUAGAUUAGAUAGGGAACAGAUUGAACAAAUGAUUCAGGAUUCUCGAACGUCGAAACAACAAUUGCAAGAAUUACAAAAUAGUCUGAAGGAAAUGAAUCUGCAAAAAGAAAUGAUGAUAAGUGAAAUCGAAUUAUUGGUCAGGGAACGGCAAGCAGGUCUUGCAGGAAACAUCACACCAAACGUAUCAAAAGAUCUUCCGGGUUCUUUGGCCAAGCAUUUGUCAUCUCAAUUCGAUGAGGUUAAACAGAAUUACCUUCUCGAGAUCAGAUCGCUUCAAGAAAAAAGGGACACAUUGAAACAGGAAACAGAACAACUUCAACGCACCAGAGAUCAGUAUGUUGAGGAGGUGGAAAACCUGAACACCAAAAACUUGGAACUCACCGAGGUAAACAAUGAACUGACACGCCAAGUGGAGUCACAAAACAAAGGCAAAUCCGCAAAUGGUUUCAACUUUUUCAAAAGUAAUCGACACUCGCCCGGUCACAAUCACACGCCCUCGGAUGCUUCAGGUGCUAACCAAAAAGGACACGUCAAACAACCAUCAUUGCACACCAUCGAUUCUGAUGUUCCCGAUGGUGCACCGAUUGUGUCUUUAACGAACGUCGCUCAUCGUAAUAGCAUUGGACGGGGUGCAACGCCGAAGAAAUUUAAGUGGAGAAAGGGUGGUAAAGUCCUAAACAAAAUAUUGGUGAACGCCAAUGCAGUGACUGAUGGGAUCUUGGGGUCCCUGGGAGCGGGAACGGAUGCGCAUAAGAAGAUGAAUCAACAAUUAAACCCUUCGCGAGCACACAAUUGGCAGUCAUUUUCGUUUUUGCGUCCCGUAAAUUGCGAGAAUUGUCAUGAAAAAAUAUGGAGUGAAGUGAAAUGUACAGGAUGCAAUAUCACAGUUCACGCAAAAUGCUCUAGCAUGAUUUCUCCCACGUGUGUCAGCAGUCGGGUAUCGUUCGAAACCGAUUCGGAUACCGUUGUGAAUGAAAAUAACGUUUCGAUCUUUGGAAAUGACUUGGUAAAACAAUCAGAAUUGGAAGGAGACGAAAUCCCGCUUGUGAUGAGAAAAUGUAUUACGGCUGUCGAGGUUCGGGGAAUGGAUCUCGAGGGCAUAUACCGAAAAUCGGGUGGCGCAUCACAGAUGCGUGGAAUAGUUACGGCUUUUGAAAAUGGUGACGAGAUUGACCUCGACGAUCCAGACCAGUUCAAUGAUAUAUGUGCAGUCACCAGUGUUCUCAAACAAUACCUGCGUGAAUUACCAAAUCCCUUGUUAACUUAUGAAUUAUACCCCAACUUUUUGGAGUCAAUUGGUUUGGAGAACGAAGAGGAGAAACUAGAAAAGUUCCGGCAACUCUUGCUUUGUCUUCCAAAAGCACAUUAUGAUGCGAUCAAGUACCUGAUGUUGCAUCUGGACAGGGUCAAACAACAAGAGGCCGAAAAUCUUAUGAGUGCCAAAAAUCUUUCGGUCGUAUUUGGUCCAACCUUACUUCGUGGACCAAAUCCUAAUACCGAAAUUCUCGAUAUGACCUACAAGAACGCCACGAUCGAAUUUAUCAUCGAGAAUGUUCAUGAAUUGUUUUCAGACACUUCCGACAGACGAAAAGACGGAUUCAUAUAA
Acaulospora morrowiae is the source of this 3435-nucleotide messenger RNA. The record is from the annotation of a GenBank genome assembly. NCBI's taxonomy places the organism in Eukaryota, Fungi, Glomeromycota, Glomeromycetes, Diversisporales, Acaulosporaceae.